Messenger RNA from Manihot esculenta (cassava), 1790 nucleotides. RefSeq names its product multidrug resistance protein 1. Gene Ontology annotation, biological process: transmembrane transport. Lineage: Eukaryota; Viridiplantae; Streptophyta; Magnoliopsida; Malpighiales; Euphorbiaceae. The coding region runs from base 235 to 1563 and encodes 442 amino acids. The transcript has 14 exons. Gene Ontology annotation, molecular function: transmembrane transporter activity. The record is from RefSeq and is a predicted model, not a curated record.
AUUAUCGAGGAGGCCAAAAAAUCAAACUAAAGAAAUAAUUGAAGUCCUUUGGAAUCUCUCUCUUUCUCCUCUUCUCACUUUCUCUAUCCUUCUAAAAGGAUAAAGCCAGCUAAAGGAAAAGAACUAAUUACAUACCAGCAUGCAACUUCUGUGUCCCCUCCAAAGUAAGCUUAUAUGUCGACCUGCUGAAUUUUCCCAGAGAACACACUAAAAUUUUCCCGGAAUAUAAACCAUAUGGAGAAGCUUACGGAUUUGAUCCACCUUUUCGUCACCGUCUUCCUCUCCGGCUUGGCCUUCCUCAUGGUAUUUCCGGCCAUAACCGAUGUCACCAUGACAGCCCUUUGUCCUGGUCAAGAUGCGUGCUCACUCGCCAUUUACCUCUCUGGAUUCCAGCAAGCCAUAAUAGGAAUGGGAUCGGUUGUGGUAACUCCCCUAAUUGGGAAUCUGUCUGAUCAAUAUGGAAGGAAGGCCAUGCUGACUAUCCCUUUGACUCUCUCCAUCCUUCCUUUAGCAAUAUUGGCAUACAGCAGAACAACCAAUUUCUUCUACGCCUACUAUGCGUUGAGGACUCUCACUGCUAUGGUCACUGACAGUGGCAUCAACUGCCUCGCUCUUGCUUAUGUGGCGGACAACAUUUCAGAGAGUAGACGAGCGUCAGCAUUUGGAAUUCUUUCUGGCAUACUCCUAGCCUCCUUUGUCUGUGGAACUUUAGCCGCUCGUUUGCUCCCUACUUCUUUAACAUUCAAGAUUGCUGCAGUUGUAUCAAUGAUUUCUGCUGUGUACAUGAGAAUUUUUCUGAAAGAUAAAGUACUAGAUGGUGAAAAUUUAACUCGGCCAUUCUUAAAGAGUGGACUCGAUGAAACUCAUCAAGAUGAUAGUGAGUCACCCAAGAAACCACCAGUAUUUAAGAAGAUUCUAACACUUGGGGAUCUUAUUUCCUUGCUGAAGUGUAGUGCAACAUUUUCACAAGUAGCAGUUGUUGCCUUCUUCAACAGUCUUGCAGAGGGAGGAAUCCAAGCUUCUGCAAUGUACUAUUGGAAGGCUAGGUUUCACUUUAACAAAAAUCAGUAUGCUGAUCUAUUGCUACUUGCUGGAGCUGCAGGAAUGGUGUCACAGCUGGUUUUCAUGCCUUUUUUGACACCUUUUAUAUCAGAGGAAAAACUUCUCUCAAUAGGACUCUUUAUGGGUUUCAUCAAUAUGUUUCUCUACAGCAUAUCAUGGUCAAUUUGGGUUCCAUUUGCGGCGACAGCAUUAACAGUUUUCAUCGUUUUCGUGCCUCCAUCUUUGCGCAGCAUUACGUCCAAACAAGUCGGCGCCAAUGAGCAGGGGAAGGCUCAGGGAUGCAUUUUAGGCAUAAGUUCCUUUGCUAACAUCAUUUCCCCAUUAAUUUUCAGUCCUUUGACAGCUUUGUUCCUGUCCGAAGAUGCACCUUUUGAAUUCCCUGGUUUCAGUAUGUUAUGCAUUGGAUUUUUAAUGAUGAUUGCAUUCAUUCAAAGUAUUAUGAUAAAGGCUGCUACUCCAAUUCCAGUUCAAAAAAACAGCAAUAAUUGCAUGGAGGCCUAAUUCUAUGUUCUGGCCUAUUGGGGAAUUUUCAGCCCCAAUGUUCAUUGGAAGUGAUCAUAGAACUCCUUGCUUAGACAAGGAAGAAAGUCAUCACUAGCUUAACAUUAUAUAUGUAUACAUGGUUCAUAUUCUAUAUGCCUUUUAUGAUAACAUUCUGAACGUGUAAUAACGUGCAUUACACGUUAUACUACUCAUAAUUUAUUUUUUAAUAUAAUUUUUCGUUAACA